Messenger RNA from Thunnus maccoyii (southern bluefin tuna), 1720 nucleotides. It is a transcript of the gene tmem240a, whose product is annotated as transmembrane protein 240a. The coding region runs from base 971 to 1498 and encodes 175 amino acids. NCBI's taxonomy places the organism in Eukaryota, Metazoa, Chordata, Actinopteri, Scombriformes, Scombridae. The transcript has 4 exons. The record is from RefSeq and is a predicted model, not a curated record.
AGGAGGUUAAAUCAUCAUGAAGAGUGCCAUUCUUGAAGCCCGCUCCAGUGCAUCUGCAGGUACCCACUAUAAAUAAUGAGCCUAUAGGACUAUGCCAUAAAGGCAGCUUGCAGUUCUCCCCUCUCAUACCGCCCACUAUACACACACACACACACUCUCUCUCUCCCUCCCUCUCUCUCUCCCUCUCUCUCUCUCUCUCACGCACGCGUGCGCACACACUCACGCACACGCUCUUAGAGGUGGGAGUGGAUGCUCGUGUAGCUGCUGGAAGCCAGGAUGGGAUAAUCAUGCGUGUCUGGCUCCGGGCGUUGAUGCAGCUGCCGUUGCUGGAUCCGGACUGGACUCGGGGCGCAGGGUGGGUCUAGUUCCCGACCGGAGCUAUCUGGACCUCAUGUCGAUGUUAUCAAGCAUUCCGAGAAAGACGAGGGCGAUGGCCGUGAGAGGAGUUGGUGCAGCUCUGUGAAACGUCCAGGCGAGAGAAAUCGACCGUUUUCGCCGAUGGAGGAGAAGAAUUCACCGGUAUUAAAGCGCAGCCCCGGUGUGGAAUAACUUGGAACAGGGGAGAAAGGAUACCGAGGCACCCGUUAGAGGAUAUCGAGGAAGCCAUUCACUUGUUUUCUGUAUGUUUUUUUUAAACUGGGAUAGAGAGAGAAACGCACCUGGAUCAGUUUUGCAUCGAUAAUUAGGAGAAGACUGCCUCCUUGGAGCGACCGGCAGCCGCAUCCGACCGACCGGGGAGGGGGGGAUACUUGGAUGGCGAGGGCGCAGUGAAGGCUGAGAGAGCGGCUUGCCGUGUGUAGGAGGGGACGGAGGGAGACCGGGCAGUUUGAAGGGACGGGGAGCCAGGAGCGGCGCGGCGGCUCCAUGAGCGGCUCCUGCCGGGACAGAGCGCCCAGAGCCCAGCCGGAGCGUCUCCACCGCCGCGGGUAGGACCCCGGGCCAAAGGACGGCGGCCAGUUUGGAAGUUUUGAUGCAUAUGAUCACAACCACCAUGAUUUUUAUGAUUCUUGGUGCUUCAGUUGUAAUGGCGAUAGCCUGUUUAAUGGACAUGAACGCACUACUGGAUCGCUUUCACAACUACAUCUUACCGCAUCUACGAGGGGAGGACCGCGUCUGUCACUGCAACUGUGGAAGGCAUCAUGUCCACUAUGUAAUCCCAUAUGAUGGGGACAAUUCAUUGGUGGACUCAUCAGAGAACUACUUUGUGAGUGACAGUGUGACCAAGCAGGAGAUGGACUUGAUGCUGGGGCUGCUGCUGGGCUUCUGCAUUAGCUGGCUGCUGCUGUGGCUGGACGGAGUCCUACACUGUGCCGUCAGGGCCUGGAGGGCGAGUCGCUACUACGACACCCCGUCCUGGUCAUGGCUGCCCCAGUUCUGCAACCUUCGAGACCUCCGUCGCCGGGCCCAGCUCAGACAGCUGGAAGACUCCAGCGGCAACAUGGUCCACAUCAAGCAGAAGCUCUACCACAACGGCCACCCCAGUCCCCGCCACCUCUGACUCUAAAAAACAAAACAAAACAAAAAAAAAACUAGACCCCGCCCCUUCUCAAAUCUCUUUACUCCUCCCUUCCAAAACCCCUCACUCCCCUUCCCAAACUGCCCCAUGGCCAAUUGUUGCCUCAGAGACCCUGGAAAACUGCCCUCCCACUGUUCAUAACAUGGCCCCCUUAAAACCCCAUGACAGGACUUUCUUAUGUCAAAACCCGGCCCCUGUCAGCAC